AUGGGCCGCGGGAGGACGGAGAUGAAGAGGAUCCACAACGACGUGUCGCGCCGGGCCACCUUCGGCAAGCGCCGCCGCGGCCUGCUCAAGAAGGCGGGCGAGCUCGCCGUGCUCUGCGGCGUGGACCUCGGCCUCCUCGUCUUCGACGACGGCGGCGCCGGCAAGCUGUUCGACUACUGCAGCCCCAGCACAAGCUGGAGCGAGCUAAUUGAGCGCUACGAGAGCAUCACCAACCACAAGUUCCAGUUCCAGUUCCAGUUCCAGGGGAUAGAUCAUGAUGAUGAUGAUCAGCAACCGUUGGCGGAUCUGAGGCGUGAGCGUGACCGUCUCGAGGCCAGCGUGAGGAGGCAAACCGGAGAAGAUCUGCCAUUCGCCGCGACGGCGGCCGAACUGGACGAUCUGGAGCAGCGGCUGGAGUGCGUGCUGGGCGAAGUCCGUGAAAUGAAGGAUAAGCUGCUGGAGCAGCAGUUGGACGAGUCAUACCACAAGGUGCGCAUCUUGCAGGACCAGAACAGCUUCCUUCGCCGCCUGAUGGGCCAGGAGGGGCAGCAAUGUGCUGCUGUGGAGGCAUCAGCUGUGGCGCCGAAGCUACCGGCGCCGGCGCUCGGGGGAUCCUUCCCAGAGGAGGAGGAGUUGACGGCCCUGCGUUUGUGGCCGCGGCAGCUCCCCGACGUGUAAGGCAUAUGCCUGAAGCCCAGCCUGCAACUCCGGUGAUUAAGGUCGAAGGGAGAUGAUAGCCUGACGGAACACAGACGGAGAUUAUAAUUGACGAUUAGUUAUUAAGAAUCUAGCUUAAACUUACUAGUAGCAGGCCUAAGGAUCCGACGUAUGUUCAGAGAGCAUGCAUAUAUACGUUAACAAGUAGCAGACGGACGCCAGUAUUUUGCUCCGCACAAUUUCCUGUACGACUGUGUGAGCAGCACUCCCAAAUCCCCAUAUGUAAGUAGUGUCACGUUGGUUCAUAUGAAUUUU
Triticum dicoccoides is the source of this 972-nucleotide messenger RNA. RefSeq names its product MADS-box transcription factor 29-like. Gene Ontology annotation, biological process: regulation of DNA-templated transcription. Bases 1 to 678 code for a protein of 225 amino acids. The transcript has 7 exons. Lineage: Eukaryota; Viridiplantae; Streptophyta; Magnoliopsida; Poales; Poaceae. The record is from RefSeq and is a predicted model, not a curated record. Gene Ontology annotation, cellular component: nucleus. Gene Ontology annotation, molecular function: DNA-binding transcription factor activity; protein dimerization activity; DNA binding.